CCACCAGUAUGUUCCUUCAGAAUGCUUUUAUAUGCAAAACCUCUUCUUUCCAACCUGUUUGAUUUGGUAAUAUUUUAUAUUCUGCGUCUACAGAGUGCUCGAGUUAUUAAGUUAUUGUUUUUGGCUCUGAGUUGCGUCAUCAAAAGCGCCUGGAGAAUUGACUCGUUCUGAAGAGUCGAACAAAAAAAGAACCGAGUCUUCUAAUCGAAUCACCCGUGGCUAGAUUGAAGCAGGAGCAGCAGGAGCAGCAGGACACACGCGCACAUGCACGCACACACACACUCUCACACACACACACACUCACUCAUACACCCCGCACGCACGCACACACACGCGCGCGCGCGCAGGAACGGAGAGCCGGACGCGUUUCGGCACUAUGCUGCCGCUGCAAACCCCGAGCCUUACACCAAAGGAGUUUCACCAUCCCGGAGAGCAACAUCACACAGCUGCUGACUUUUUUACACCCAAACCGUGGAUAAAACUAAAUGAUGCACGAUUUCCGAAGAUGGGCAAUCUUAGGAGAGCGCACACUGCACGCUGCACGCGCCAAGACUAAAGACUUAACCCCAGAUCUAAUUAAAUCCACUUCUGCUGUUCCCAGAGUUCCACAGCGAGAUCCUAAAACUCCAACCACCAAAUGCGCGCGGAAAUCUUCACCAUAAUCUCAUCUUAAACAUUUCCCUGGGACUCGGAGAUUGUGGAUAAAACCCGCUGUGUGUGUGUGUGUGCGUGUGUGUUUGCAUAUGUGUGUGUGUUUGCAUAUGUGUGUGUCUGUGUAUGUGUGUGUUUAUUCCAUCUACGGGAUCUUAAUUUCUGGAGAAAACACCCUGGAGCUAUAGGACAGGUUUAAAAUCCAACAUCCAUGCAGGGAAAUGGACCCAAAUGCCCCAUGCGAGCGAAGCUGUGUCAUUCAGAGAGCAGCCGGCUGUGACCAGAGAGGAGCUUGUCACUGAUAAAACUGCCAAACGUGCUGUUUUGGUCCACGUACUUAAAGCGGCCCUCCCUGGCCUCCGAGUGAAAAUGUGAUGAGCUUGGCUAUCAGUCUCAACCCAAGCAUGGAUGGAGGCAAGCAAGGGAGGCACACAGGCUAAUGAGACCAUUGGUCUUGUGUUGGGGGGGCUUAGGAGAGCCAAUUACAGGAGGAUUAUCCACUUUUCUCCAGCGUAGCUCCACCGUGGAAAGCUUCAAGAGCUGUUAAAAACUUCAACCUGGUGGAAUUUACUCCUUUUUUUAUUGCUUUGUACUUGCAGCCCCUCUGAGCUGUUUGUGUUUUCUCCCCACCAAAAAUGGAGAUACAGGUACGAAUAUGGAAUAAAGAUGUGAUGAUCUUUAUUAGACCAUGGAUACCGAUCCUACUAGGCCUUCACAUGCAGUUCUCCUGGGCCACGACUUGCCCAGAUGAGUGCCGCUGUGACAGAACCUUUGUGUACUGCAACGAAAGGAGCCUAACAUCAGUGCCUCUGGGGAUAGGUGAGGGUUACAAAACCCUCUACCUCCACAACAACCAAAUCAACAAUGCUGGAUUUCCAGCAGAGCUACACAACGUUGCUUCGGUAGAGACGGUGUAUCUCUACGGCAACCAGUUGGACGAAUUCCCAGUCAACCUGCCCAAAAACACGCGGGUGCUCCACCUGCAGGAGAACAACAUUCAGACAGUGUCACGUGCGGCGCUGGCCCAGCUCCUGCGCCUUGAGGAGCUCUACCUGGAUGACAACUCUAUCUCCACAGUGGGUGUGGAGGAAGGGGCAUUCAGGGAAGCCAUCAGUCUCAAAAUCCUCUUCCUAACCAAGAAUCAUCUGAGCAGCGUGCCCGUUGGACUCCCUGAAGAGCUCAAGGAGCUGCGUUUGGAUGAAAACCGGAUAGCUCUCAUCAGUGAUGAUGCCUUUGAGAAUGUAACAGGGCUUGAGCGCCUCCUUCUGGAUGGAAACCUCCUGACAGAUGAAGGCUUGGCCCCAGGAGCAUUCCAGGGUUUGGUUAACCUUAAAACCCUGUCCAUGGCACGCAAUUCCCUGAUGGUCCCUCCUCCUAAUCUGCCCACCCAGUGUUUGGUCAAGCUCAGCUUGCAGGAUAAUCUGAUGAAUGAGAUCCCUUUGACGGCUUUCCAUGGCCUGCACCGCCUCGAGAGACUGGAUAUUUCCAACAACCAGCUGCAGACUCUCACACAGGGGGUCUUUGAUGGUCUCCUUAGCCUGAGACAGCUCACUGUUCGAAACAAUCUUUGGCUCUGUGACUGCAACAUUAAAUGGGUCAUAUUGUGGCUAAAGUCCUUGCCGGCCACGCUGAACGUCCGUGGCUUCAUGUGCCAGAAGCCUGAGAGUGUGCGUGGUAUGGUAAUCAGAGAGCUAAAUUUGGAGUUGAUCCAGUGCCCCAGCAGUACAGCCAUAGUGCCACGAUCAACACAACAGCCGACACACUCCUCUUUGCCUACUGCUGAGUCAGCCACUGAAACAGGCUUCUCAACCCCAAACUACGUCCAUACUCCCAGCUUUGCACCCGCACCAUCUGCCCUGCCAACCGAGCACGGAGAUAAAGAACUGAGGACAGAUGUCCCUGAGGAUCCUGUGCAGGAAUCGCUUCGUGUUUCCUUCAUUGUCUUAAACAGCACGUGCGUCCAGGUGAACUGGAUAUCUACCUUCACUGUCACAGCGUACAAGGUGACUUGGGUCAAGAUGGGUCACAGUUUGAUAGGCGACCCUAUGCAGGAGACUAUGGUUGAAGGUGAGCAACAGAGAAUACACCUGACCAACCUGGAUCCCAAAUCCAUCUACCGAAUUUGCGUGGAUCCGCUGGAUGCUUUCAACAAUUAUCACACAGGAGAAGACACGAUUUGCUCGGAGGUGAUGACCAAGCCGGCCUCCUAUGACUUGGACGAGAAGGCCGAGCAGGCGAGCCAACAGGACCUCGGCUCAUCUCUGCUGCUGGCCGGCCUGAUCGGAGGGGCUGUGCUUGUCGUCCUGGUGCUGCUGCUUAGCAUAUUCUGCUGGCACAUGCACAAGAAGGGACGGUCGUCCUCAUCCAAAUGGAAAUAUAACCGAGGGAGGAGGAAAGACGAUUACUGUGAAGCAGGCACAAAAAAGGAUAACUCCAUCCUGGAGAUGACCGAGACUAGCUUUCAGAUAGUUUCUUUGAACAACCAACAGCUCCUUAAAGGGGACUACCGAAUUCAGCCCAUUUACACUCCUAAUGGAGGCCUUGGCUACAGAGACUGCCACGUGGCCAACAACAGUACAAGCUACAGCAAGAAUAGCGUUCCAGAGUCUAACCCUUGCCAUACAUGAUGGUUUUCGAAAGGUAUUAAUCCUUUGUAUUAAAAAUUCGACUUAAAUACGCUGUACAGUAUAUAUUUCAAAGAUGAACUGUAAAUGCUGUAAUUUAUACUCUUAUCAGUGAUAUCGCCUUCUUUUGUAUUCCGAGUAAAAUGCAAAAACAAUUUAUGAUGUACUAGUUUCUCCUGUUGUAUUACUACUGCGCUCGUAGGAAACCAUCUGAGUAUCAUAAACUGGAGUAUGUAUGCAGAUAAUUGUUUACAUUGUUGUGCACAAAAAUCACAGAAAGUGCCCAGAAAUAUAUAGAUGAUUAUCUAGAAUUGGAAAAAAAUUGAUGGUUAGUAAGGGUCUGAUUGUGAGUGAGUAUGAGUGAGAAACUGAUUCACAUUAUUUAUGCUCGUCUGACUUCUUUGUUCUUUAGUUGUACCACAAGAUGGCAUUUUUGUUUCUUUUCCUUACAUUAAUUGGCACCUUUUUCAAGCUUGUUCAUUAAUCUGACUUCCAGAAUCAGCUGUUCAGGUUAAGUGGUCUGCAAAUACAGAGAGAAAAUUCUACCUGCCAAAAAACCCAGGGCUUAUUUGUUAAGUGAAGAAAAAAAAGAAAGAGAAAAGCAGGGUGGUGAUGGAAGAUGUGCUUACUGGGUGCGUACAUUAAUGGAUUGCAAAAAAAUGAAAUGUAUUCCACUGUGAAAACCACAACUGCAAAGUAUGAAUUAGCACAGUCUGGCAUUUUAGCUGCACAGCUCUUGGAAAGGAAGACUGAUGAUAAUUGACCAUUAUCAUUCUGCUUCUGGGGGCAACUUUCUUCACGUACAGCUUUUUGUGUAUUUAUUUUUACUAAAUUGGCCAGGUAAUAGUGUCGGAAAGCAUUAGACUGGAAUACAUCAGAUCAGGAAGAUUCAUGGCUUGGCUGCAUCAUUAUCUGGUUUGAAGGCUUCUUAUCCUAAUUGUCUUGCUCUGCAAACAACUCUGUGAAACAUAAAUAUCCAAAAUAUGACCACGUAUUGUUUCUUUGCAUAUAUCCAUGCAUUAUUUCCAAGAAUAUCAAUAAACGUUGUCACGAUGUUGACUAGAAUAAG
Messenger RNA from Pangasianodon hypophthalmus (striped catfish), 4344 nucleotides. RefSeq names its product leucine-rich repeat transmembrane protein FLRT2. Gene Ontology annotation, molecular function: protein binding. NCBI's taxonomy places the organism in Eukaryota, Metazoa, Chordata, Actinopteri, Siluriformes, Pangasiidae. Bases 1287 to 3278 code for a protein of 663 amino acids. The transcript has 2 exons. The record is from RefSeq and is a predicted model, not a curated record.